CGGAGGCUCGCUGUCCGCAUUUGCCGGGUGUUUCAGGCCUUGGGUGAUGCUUGGGACUCAGUCCUGCAGUAGAAGCUUAUAACAAGUUUGUUUUUUGCAUCGUCAAGCGCGCACUUCAACGCGGUGUUCAGCUAUGAAAGCUUUAAUUAAAGACGGUGUGGUGUACUCCCCCUUUCCGAGCGUAGAGAUACCCCUGUGCUCGGCGUAUAUAAUCGUCAAGGAAGUUCUUGCCAAAAAUCCUGAACGACUGGCCUUGGUCGAUAAUGACGAGCAUCUUACACGACGCGAGUUGUUCCUGCGAAUGCAACGCUACGCUACAGGCUUCCAGCAGCACGGCGUCGCAACGGGUGACCGCGUCUGCGUUCACUUGAGCAACAGCGUAGACAACGUGGCUGCCAUGUACGGCUGCAUAUUUGCCGGUGCCACGUUGGUGCUGGCCAAGACUUCGCUGACAGAAGGAGAGCUACACUAUCAGAUCAACGACAGCAACUGCACGCAUGUUCUGUCGGAUGUCCAAUUCACAGAGAAAGUGAAGAAGACAACAGCGUCUCUACAUCUCAAGGGCUUGUUCGCGAUGGGUGAAGCUGAUGGUUUUGUGUCUGCGGCACCCUUCAAAGACAUGGAAGAAGCAAGCUUCCGGGAAUGUCCCAUUGGAGACCCUCGAAACACCGUGAUCGCUAUUAUCUACACGUCCGGCACAACAGGACUCCCCAAGGGAGUCGAGUUCACACACUACUGCUUCGUGGCCAACCACUGCGUCUCCAAACCUUGCGUCUCGUACGACGAGACUGACAUCUUCUUACUCCCGGCGCCCAUCACUCAUGGAUCCGGCUUCCUCUGGGCAAUGACGACAGUGCUCGAUGGAGCAGUCUGCGUCCUGACGCCACCUCGACUCACUCUGCCGGAGUUUUCCGAGAUAGUCGAGAAAAACAAGGUGACCGCGGCCUUCUUCUUCACGUCUUUCCUGCACGUGUUGUGCGCCGAGAUUCUUCGCACCGGACAGCAGCUGGCCAGCAUUCGUCGACUGGGCGUCGGUGGCGGCAACCUGGCCCAGGCCACGUACGAAUCUGCCUUCAAGGCAUUCGGCAGCCUCGAGUGCCUCGUAAACGUGUACGGCAUGUCCGAAAGUGGCGCCCUUAUCUGUUCGCCCGGCAUGCGCGGCGCCAGGGGCACUGACCUCGGAUAUCCGGCCUGCAUGACUGAGAUCAAGGUAGUGGACAUCGUGUCUCGUCGGAAGCUCGGUCCUAACGAGACAGGGGAGAUUUGCUUCCGCAUGCCGACCGUCAUGCGAGGCUACUACAAACGGCCCAAGGAGACCGCUGAGUUCUUUGAAGGCGAAGGCUGGUGCAAGUCGGGAGAUGCCGGCUAUUACGACGAAGAAGGGCGUUUCUACUUCGUGCAGCGGAUUAAGGAGAUGAUCAAGUGCAUGGACAACCAGGUCGUGCCUGCUGAGCUGGAGGAAUUACUACUGCGAGAACAUUCGCAGGACAUCGCAGAAGUUGCAGUGGUUGGACUCGAGCACGCCGAGUAUGGAGAGGCACCCGCCGCCGCAGUUAUAGUUAAGAGGCGGGGCGACAAAAAUGAACUCCGACUCCUUGCCGAAAGAAUCAAGAAAACCAUCGCAGAAAACCUGGCCGUGCACAAGCACCUUUACGGCGGCGUUUUCUUCCUCGACUCGCUCCCCAAGACAGAGACGUCCAAGGUGAACCGCUCUGUGCUGGCCCAACUGUGUGCUGCGACGGCGCCACUGUGAAGAACAAGACGAGCUCUUUCAGGAGACAUAACCCCUUAGUGGGUCACUGGCACAUCAAACCGCAAUAUGAGAAGAGACACCCGGACCGUUCCCACGAUUUGUGUGAAAGCAGCAAGAGUGGAAGCGGAAAUUAACGAAAAAAAACGGUGUCAUAAUAUUGUUGUAGUUCUUGUCUAUUUUUUUCUUUAUGAUGCACCCUCGCUACAUUAAUGCCCCCUGGGCUCAUGAAGGGAUCUUAAGAAUGAACAAACUUUAGUAAAUAGAACAAGUACACGUUCAAUUCACUUUAAAAUCACAAUACACACAAUCUUGCGAGAAUUAUACCAUACAAACACUCACAGAGCGUCGGUAUACCUCAAAAGCGAACGUUCAGGAUUAGCUAGAUGGGCGCUCGAGAAGUGAAGCUUCUAUCUAAAUGCCUUAUGCGACCUCUGCAUUCAGAAAUGCGCCUUAGUUUGAAGCCCAUGCUUCGGCUUGGUCAAAAGAACAACUACCAUGAAUGCGCCGAACGAAACGCAAUGGGAGUCUUGAGCACGUUCACAACACGCGUUAUCUACACCAAGUCAAACAAGUGCUUCAAGUUAAGGUGCUUUUCUUAAUACCUGGGUAAGAAAACAAAAUAAGAACAAGAAUAAAUUUCGUUUGCAUAUUUCAUUACUAAUACACGGGGAAUUAGUGUUGAAGCAACUCCGAAAAAGAAAUUACGGCAAUGUUAUUUCUGACGAAAUGCAGAUGCCUGUAUAAGCAGAGAGUGGUGAACGCCACCACAACGUUGAAAUUAUUCAGAAAAAGGUGAGCUACAAAGAAGUUAUUAGC
Molecule: messenger RNA, 2569 nt
Organism: Dermacentor albipictus
Lineage: Eukaryota; Metazoa; Arthropoda; Arachnida; Ixodida; Ixodidae
Molecular function (GO): CoA-ligase activity
Source: RefSeq, a predicted model, not a curated record